UCUGAUAAAACCAGAUCAAUCCAAACCAAUAUAGUUAUUUUGAUUUAAUUUUAAUAAAAACCAAACCAACCCGUCAUACGUAUAAUCUGGCAAGCAAAGCUCCGUACCUUCAUGUAGUCUUCUCCACUACAAGAGCUCGAAUUUGAGCGCAACCGAAAUGGAAUCUGAGGCCCUUCUACACCGAAAGCGGAGCAAACUAACCAUUCUCAAUUUCCAUCAACUUCAAUGCAAGAAUCGAGCUUAAAAAUCCCUAUUCUGCCAGCAGAGCUCAUCACUGAAAUACUGUUAAAGCUACCAGUCAAAUCUCUUUUACAAUUCAGGUGUGCUUCAAAAUCUUGGCUUUCCUUAAUCUCUACUCCUGAAUUUAUCAAGGCUCAUCUCAGCAUGUCUGCUAAUAACAAGGAUUACACCCACCAUAGGCUUAUCUUUGUUCAACAUGACUACAAUGUUGAGCUCAAGGGACGUAUCUGUACUUAUCUUAAGGACUGUACCCUUAGUAAUGUACUUGAUGACUCUGUUAUUGGGGCAUUUGACUUGGAUUAUCCUAUGAAAAACCCCCAUAAAUCUGUUGAGAUUGUGGGUUCUGUAAAUGGGUUGAUUUGUCCUACUAUUGAGCAAGAAGACUUGUUUCUCUGGAAUCCAUCAAUUAGGAAGUUCAAGAAAUUGCCUGAUUUUACAGCUAAAUUGAGGCUUGGUUACUGUAUCAUGUAUGGUAUUGGAUAUGAUGAGGUUCAUGAUGAUUAUAAGCUAGUGUGUGUUUUCCGAAAUUCGAGUUAUAACAUUUCACAUUAUGUUGAGGUCAAUGUUUAUAGUCUAAAUAGUGAUUCGUGGACAAGUAUCAAUGAUUUUCAUAGUGGGGAGCAAUUAAUUAGGUGGGGUAUGUUUAUGAAUGGGAAGCUUCAUUGGGCUAGUAGUACCUCUCAUGAUUUUCAUUCCUAUUGUGGUUGGGAUAUCAGUUACAUUGAUUUGGCUCAUGGGAAAUGGGGAAAAAUGGAUACACCCUGCUAUGGAGAAGGAGACUUUGAAUUUUUGCCGUGCUUGGGAGUCUUGGGAAGUGAUCUUUCUGUGUUUUGUAAUAGUCGGAAGACUUACACAGAUGUAUGGGUUAUGAAGGAGUAUGGGGUUAAAGAAUCUUGGACAGAUGUUUACCAUCAAUUAUCAUGUUGAUCGUGUGGGGAAUAUGCUCGUUCCACCCUUUUGCAUGUCAAGUGAAGGUAGAAUUUUGUUUGAGGAUGGAUCAACUUUCAUGAUUUAUAAUCCAAAGGAUGACUCGAUCAGAUAUCAAGAGGUUACCAACUGUGAUUCCUUUUACUGGUCAAACAUCUACAUCGAAAGCCUAGUUUGACCCAAUUUUACUGAAUAAAGUAAUGAUGCAACAACAAGGCAGGCUGAAAAGUUUCAGAUGAAGACAAUUAGUAAGAGCUCUCUAAACAUUUUUCUCAACUGCUGUUACAUUUUGUUUUUAUUCUCAAAUAUAGCACAAAACGUUGCAUAUUAUGGAUAUCUUUGAACUAAUACAUGCUUGGAGAUUUUGUUAGUCUUUUUUCCCUUUUGCUUCACCAAACAACAAUAUUUUGCAAGAACAGUUAUUUGCUUGAGGUCUUUGGUGUCCUCACCGUCAAACUUAAUGACACUCAACACUAUUUCGCUUCUGGAGCAGUACUUUAAGUGGGAUAUUGUGCCCCUAGACAGAGUAAGAAUAAGGAGCACUGAUAAGUAGGAUUUUAACAUGUUUUAUACCCAUACUUGC
Molecule: messenger RNA, 1750 nt
Organism: Nicotiana tabacum (common tobacco)
Lineage: Eukaryota; Viridiplantae; Streptophyta; Magnoliopsida; Solanales; Solanaceae
Source: RefSeq, a predicted model, not a curated record